UGAAGCGAGUGUAUCUGUCUUAGAUAAAGAGUCAGUAUCUCCGUCCUCAAACUCUCAUCUCAGACAGCAUUAGAAGACCAAAAAACCCAAAACCAGCGAUUCAACAAACAAACAAACACCAUAAACCAGUUUGCAACAUCAAAAAGACAUGACCUGGCACGCCCAACUUGCGUUGGUGCUGGCUCUGGUCUGCCCAGCGGCCGCCUCGUGCUCCGGCAAGUCAGACGCCUGCUCCUCUAACCCAAUCCCACUGAGGCAAUUCAACGCCCUCAACUACCAGGCCGAUACGUGCAACCUCAAGUGGAACCGCGGCUGCACCAGCCUGGACAAGCACGGCGUGCUGCAGCAGAAGCCGCCGCCGUACUCGUUAUGCAACUCGGGGCACCAGCCGGCCGGGCUGAUACCCGUCGACGCCUACACGCUGUCGCUGCAGAACAACAACUUCGCACCGGGCUCGGCCAAAUGGACGCUGCACGGUCUAUGGCCUGGGUCGGUUGACGGCACUGGCGGAAAGAACCAGCCCUACGGCUGCCUGAACGGCGAGGGCUUCAACGAGACAAUUCUUACGACCUUUGACGGCCUGCUCAACUACUUCUGGCCGACAAACGCAAAGUUCAACAACACGAUGCAAUGCUUCAUCCUGUCCGAAUGGAUGAAGCACGGCACCUGCGCAGUAAUCCCCGGCGCUGACGGCACCGCUUUCCGGCUGCCGCAGGAGGACUAUUUCCGCACCGCGUUUGUAAUCGCCAACGAGUUCAAUGAAAGCCCGACGCUGCGCAACCAGCUGCUGGAAAAAGUGAAGCUGGACGACGUAGAGCCGCUCAUUAGCACCCGCUGCGUGCAGUGCGCGUAUCUGGCAACGGUGGGCUGGACAGGCACCGAUGUGGCGAGCGUGCCGCGCAUGUCAGGCGACUGCAUUGACCAGUGCUUUGAGUGCGGUGACUUCUGGGACACAUGCCCGCCGGCUCAGCUGGAAAGCACCGUGAUGCUGAACUCGAGCAAUGCGCCGCGGGAGAAGAGGGACAGCAGCAGUACCAGCAAUGCAACUGCAAGCUUCCCGCUGCUGGAAUUUGCCAUGCCGGCCUUCAUGAGCAGUGAAAACACCUCCCCCUGGGAGGGCACCUGGCGCUCGUUUGGCGCCGAGGAGGGCGGGUCCGGCAAGUUCGAGUUCGCGCAGACCUUUACUGACAACGUCCUGACCGUCACCACUGACAGCCCAUACCCCCGGACGUGCACCUACGAGCGGCGCGGCCCCAAGGAGCUUGUCCUACGAUGCGGCGGCGACCAUCUGGAGGACUGCCUGGUGCAGCGGUUGCCGGAUAUUGGCGGGCUCGAGGCGGCCUUUUUGGCAUGCAACCACACUGGGGAGCCGGCGCCGGCGAGCUUCUACGCCGCCAUGGACACAAAAGGGUGCGGCAACUUUCUCAUGUUCCGCUGUAAGGCGUCGGCGGCGGGCUGUUCCUUUUCCCCGGAUGCUAUCUCGGCGUCUGAGCCCAAGACCGAGACCAAGACUGAGCCCGAGUCCGGGUUCGAGUCCGAGUCCAAGCCCAGCCCUGUGAGCCACUUCCAGCCUGGCAUUGCCGGAGCACCCCCCGCGCUGCUGGGCUCGUGGCGCUCACUGCAGGUAUCUAGCGACUAUGAAGAGGGCCUUGCACAAUGGAACUUUACUGCCGACGGCCAGGCGUCGCUGCGGUGGCCAAACUACCCCAACCGCGCCGUGCAGCGCUACUCAGUCUCUCAUUCGGAUGAGGACCCCAGCCUGGUGCUUCUUGCCAGCGCCAGCGGCACUAUCACCACCUGUCGCUUCCAGUUCCAGUACCAGCCGGUGUACUCGUACGCCGUGCUCGACUGCGGAGCGGCAGUAGACAACGAGGAGGUUACACAGGUUACGAAAUGGGCCAUGGGCCGGUGCAACCCGUGCAGCGCCCACUGUCGCUACUCAUGCGGCCCCGAGAACGACUUCUGUGGUGCCGGCUCGUGCGACCCAGCCGAGUCGGUAGAAGCCGCAUCCGUCGAUGCCCUGCCCUCGCUGUUUGACAUUACGCGCGCAACACUCAAAGACGGCCAUGACUGGUGCACGCCCGAAGACUCCGGCUGCUGGCCCACCAAGACGGCCAUCCGCAAGCUGGAACAGGAGCUGGACCCCACAGUGCCCCGGCUCGGCCUCCGGUGGCACAGCUACCCGGACCCGCAGCCGGCGCCGGUACCAAUGGGCUCCAUUGAUAACCAGUCCUUCUACGGCCUCGGUAACGCACCCCAGGGUCUCAAGGCGCUAUACUACUACGAGGACAUCGCCGAGAUGCAGCGCCCAUGUUUCAACCAGGCCGACCCUCCUGCCGUGUAUAACACCGCGUCCGACAUGUGCAAGGCGGCGGUGCACCAAAACGAGUACCGCAACUGGAACCCCUUCAUCGUUGUCUUCCCGCUCAACGAGCGCCAUGUGGUCGCCGCCCUCAACUUUGCCGCGCGGCACCGCCUGUGUAUUGCCACUGCCGGCACCGGCCACGAGUACAACAGCCGCAACUCGUGCCCGACUGGCGGCAUCCUCAUCCGCACAAUCCUGCUCAAGGACAAGACCUUUAUGCCUACCUGGCCCGAGGAUUCGACCUUGGCCCCUGCUGGAGCAUUCCGCUUUGGUGCCGGCUCCACCUUCGCCGAGAUGCACGCCUUCUCAAAAGACUACUCCCGUGUUAUUUCAUCGGGCUGGUGCUCCACCGUCGGCAUGGUCGGCUUCCAUCUCGGGGGCGGUCACGGGCCCUUUGCGCCGUCCAUGGGCCUCGGCGUCGAUAACGUGCUUGAAAUUGAAGUUCUGCAGGUCGGUCGCAACACCUACGGCCAGCCCGUUGUCCACAAGAAGAUCGCCAGUCGCAACCGCAAUCCACAGCUCUUCUGGGCCAUGCGCGGCGGCGGUGGUAGCGUUUGGGGCGUCGUUCUUUCCAUGACAAUCCGCGCCCACCCCGUGCCCGAUGGAGGCCUCAGCCGCGUGUACAUGUCCCAGACCGGCACCUUUUGCCCAGACGACUCGAGUAAGUUUGGCUACCAGUGGCUGCGCGGCAUGUGGACUCGCUUCACCGCGUGGCAGCUGAGCCUCAACCAAAAGGUCAGCACGCAGCCCGGCUUCUUUAUCAACACCACCCUGUACAAUGAGAAGCGCAACCUUUGUUCCGUCACUUGGGAAUUCAAAUUUGAGUACUUCUACGCCGGCGGUCAGGCAGAGCAGGACUACAUUCGAUUCCGCGACGGCCUCAAGGACGUGCUGCAGACGGACACCGUGUGGGAGGACAAUUACAAGUCAGCCUAUGAUUACCUCGUCUCCAUGGCCGCCGACAAGUUUACACUCGUCCCCGUGAACCCGCUGCCGGCGCAGCACCCGCCCUCGGACGUGGCUACAGGCUCUCAGAACUCGGUCCUUGUCUCGCGGCAGGCCUUGAAGACAAAGUUCACCUCGACCAUGAUGGACGUGCUGGACAUCUGCGUUAAGUCCCUGAAGAAUCCUGAUAAGACGUCGCCGGAUGUGUCGGGCUAUCGCUGCGGCUUCCACUACCUCUACACGUCGCUGACGGGCAACCUGGGGAGCACACAGCCUGGCGACACGGCCAUCUCGCCGGGCUUCCGCUCGGCGCUCAUGCUGUGGAAUGCGCGCACCUUGACGACGCAGCAGUCAAAUGACACGGUGUACAAGCUUGGGCCCAACAGCUACUUCUCCGAGAGCUCGUAUGUGAUGCAUAACUGGACGGCGAGGUACUGGGGCGAAAAGGCGUACGAACAGUUGCUGGGCGUGAAGAAGGCGCACGACCCGGGGAAUCAUUUCUGGUGCCAUCACUGUGUUGGGGACAAUCCGGAUGAUGCGUUUGGGGAGCCGUUGGGUGCUGCGGCUCAGGCUGAUUUUGGAGACCAGCCGGAUGCGGCGGCUCAGGCUGAGUUUGUCGAGCAAGAAAAGUUGUAAAGCAGCAGUUGCGUGUUUGGCUGAGUGUGCUGGCCUAAUAUAACCCCUGGCCUUUGCAAAAUAAAGUAUUCUGUAAAAGACUUAGCUGUGCCUCUAGUGGAAGGAAUAAAUACUUGUUGGAUUGCACCAGAUCGAUCACCAAUUGGAUCAAGAUGAAUUGCGACAGAGAAUUGUGCGCUCAUAAAACAACCGGUGCAAAUGCAUGUAAGGGCCGCACGUCACUCGUUCUUUGAGGUGCAUUAGUCUUCGGCCGCGAGACAAGAUUAUGAAGAUAAAGUACUUACCGCUGCUUUUACCAC
Neurospora crassa OR74A is the source of this 4245-nucleotide messenger RNA. RefSeq lists its product as hypothetical. The coding region runs from base 149 to 3946 and encodes 1265 amino acids. Lineage: Eukaryota; Fungi; Ascomycota; Sordariomycetes; Sordariales; Sordariaceae. The transcript has a single exon. The record is from RefSeq and is a predicted model, not a curated record. Gene Ontology annotation, molecular function: oxidoreductase activity; RNA binding; FAD binding.